ACUUCAAAGAAUCGUGAUUUCUGUCCACUAUAAGAUGCAGCAUUCAGUCGGGAUGAAGUCCAGUUACAGUUAAACCCUGAAGAUGAAUACAAUUGCUAUUAUCUUAGCUUUGGUGGGAUUAUCCAGUUGCGCUCCAUGGAGCCAAGGCGAGAACAGGAACAUUUUUGUGAUGUCCGAAACGGAUAGAAACGAAAAUUCGCAGCAAGCCACGUACAUGGCCAUCCCCAUUUCCCAAGUGAACGAUGAUUCGAAAAUUUUGGCUGACCAUCAAGGGAAACCGUUGCUGGUGCAGCCUGCUAAUAAUUCCGAAGAGGAGAUGAUGACUGCAGAUAGUUUGGUGUACAGACCGCUCUUUGCGUAUAGGAAGCAAGUGGCCAAAAGGCAAAGGAUAAACAGUGGAGAUUACCCACACACGCCGACUUCUAGAAGAGUGUAUUACAUGCACGGAUAUUAUCCGCAAUACUACAGGAAACCCGCCAGAUAUCCGGUGAGGAAAUACAGGGAGGAAGAGGACGAGGACAGAUUUCCGGUUUUGAUAUAAACUUAAAAAAGGAAAGAAAAAAGAAAUCCCUUAUAGUUUUACAUUUAUUUUAACGACUUGCCAAGUGAAAACGAGCUUGCUACAUUA
Messenger RNA from Nicrophorus vespilloides, 628 nucleotides. RefSeq lists its product as uncharacterized. Lineage: Eukaryota; Metazoa; Arthropoda; Insecta; Coleoptera; Silphidae. The transcript has 2 exons. The coding region runs from base 83 to 541 and encodes 152 amino acids. The record is from RefSeq and is a predicted model, not a curated record.